GUUCUCCGUGCUGUUUGUGCGGGCCGUCUCAGCAGCAACAAUGCCCGUUUUAGUGAUGCUCUGAGCUCCUCCGCAAUAUCGAUUCGUGCAAAAUCAUCGCAAAGGAGGAUUUACGAGUUGACAAAGCGUCGGUGUGGCUGUGGCUGAUCCAGGCUGACAUCCCGGAGGGUCUUGAGAGGGUAUUCCUGGACCAUCUUCCAGGGGACUCUCAAAAUAGGCUUCAGAAAAUGGUUACACACUGGAUAAAAAGAAGUGGACCACCUUGUUUAACACAUCUUUGAGGUGCCAUGCCUACCCCAUAUCACCCAUUGAGGGGAACCCCUCAUCAAAAAAGGAACGGUUUCCUCACUUGAUUUGGAACACCACAUGAUAAAAAUGGCCUUAGCCUGUUUCAGGUAUCAAACGGUUGGGUACAUAUUAAUUUACAGGUGAAGCUGGGUUCUUAGUCCAUCCCAACAGGCCCAGAAGAGGAGGCUUGAACCCAGCCUUCAUGAUAUAGUAUCCAUCCACCUGCCCGACAAGGUCGAAUCAUGGCUGCUGCAGAAGAUAUUGAUUAUUUGGUCAGACAAGGAGUAAGAAAGUAAAAAAAAAAUGCAGCGCAACGGCGGCGGACUUGGAGCCGGAGGGCAGCCUUGGGUGUUAAGGCGUGUGCGUCUUACCUGGCUCAGUUUCAUGCUCUUCUUUAUCCUGGUUUUCUUCCCGCUCAUUGCUCACUACUACCUCACAACCAUCGAUGAAGCUGGGAGUCCAGAUAAACGUAUAUUUGGACCCCGGCCCGGUGGCGAAUUGUGCGAGGCCAAACAUGUGCAAGACCUGUGCCGCAUACGUGAGUCUGUCAGUGAAGAGCUGCUACAGCUGGAGGCCAAGCGACAAGACCUCAACGGCGAGAUCGCCAGGCUCAACCUGCGCAUUGAGGCUUGCAAGCGCAGCAUUGACAGUGCCAAGCAGGACCUCCUGCAACUGAAGAAUGUCAUCAGCCAGACAGAGCAUUCCUAUAAAGAACUAAUGGCCCAGAAUCAGCCGAAGCUUUCUCUGCCUGUCAGGUUGCUUCCUGACAAAGAAGACCCAGGACUCCCACCACCCAAAUCCGCCCGCUCUUGCCACCUACACACCUGCUUCGACUAUGCCCGCUGCCCCCUAACAUCUGGAUUUCCUGUAUAUGUGUAUGAUGUGGGGUCCUAUCCAUGGGGAGAGCAUAUUGACCCACUGGUUAAGCAGGCUUUUGCAGUGUCUGUCAAGAGCAAUAUUUAUGUAACAGAUAACCCCACCAUUGCCUGUCUGUAUUUGGUGCUGGUUGGAGAGCUACAUGAGUCUCCCACAUCCCUGCCUCCUAAUCCUCUGGAUUUAGAGAAACAACUAAAAGCUCUUCCUUACUGGAGAUCAGAUGGGCACAAUCAUGUUCUUGUGCAUCUUUCAAGAAAGUCCACAACUCAGAAUUUCUUGUAUAAUGUAAGCACAGGGCGGGCAUCAGUUGCUCAGUCCACUUACCUGGAGCAGCAGUACCGUGAAGGCUUCGACUUGGUUGUGUCCCCACUGGUGCAUGCCCUCUCGGAACCCAACUUUUUGGAAGUGCCUCAUCAGGUACCAGUGAAAAGAAAAUAUCUCUUCACAUUCCAAGGAGAGCGGGUAGAAUCACUGAGGAGCCGCUUGCAGGAAACUCAUCCUCAGUCGUUUGAGGAAGAGAUGGAAGGAGAUCCACCAGCUGACUACGACGAUCGUAUCAUCGGCACCCUAAAAGCAGUACAAGAUAGCCAUUUAGACCAGGUGCUUAUAGAGUUCACCUGUAAAAUCCCUAAGCCUAGUUUAUCAACUGAAUGGUCUCUUUGUGGGGAGCGAGAAGACAGACUAGAGUUACUGAAGACAUCUACUUUUGCUUUGGUGAUUGCACCGGGCGAUGGUCAGCUGGUAGCCUCUGCAGGCUGUGGAAUGAGGCUUUUUGAAGCUUUAGAGGUAGGGGCCAUCCCUGUAGUGCUAGGGGACCACUCUAAACUACCCUAUCACCAGUUUAUUCGAUGGAGCGAAGCAGCCAUUAUGGUGCCCAAGCCUCGUGUGACAGAGUUACACUUCCUGCUGCGGAGCCUAUCAGACAAUGAUAUGUUAGCUAUGAGACGACAGGGACGCUUUCUGUGGGAGACCUACUUCUCCACCUCAGAGAACAUACUUAAUACUAUCCUGGCUAAUAUUCGUACAAGGAUCCAGGUUCCUGCUGCACCCAUAAAUGAGGAGCCUGCACAAGAGAUCCCCCACAAAGCGGGUAAACUUGCUGGGACUGAUGCCAACCUUGCAGACAAUGGCGAUCUUGAUUUAGGACCUGUAGAAACGGAGCCACCCUACGCUUCUCCUCGCUUUCUCCGCAACUUCACCUACACCGCCGUCGACAUCUACCGAACAUGGAACAGUGCUCCCGGCCCUUUUCAUUUGUUUCCCCACACUCCCCUGGACCCCGUUCUGCCCUCUGAAGCUAAGUUCCUAGGUUCGGGUACUGGUUUCCGGCCCAUCGGUGGCGGUACUGGAGGAUCCGGGAAGGAGUUCCAGGCAGCUUUGGGAGGGAAUGUUCCUAGGGAACAAUUCACUGUGGUCAUGUUGACAUAUGAGCGUGAGGAAGUGCUGAUGAACUCUUUGGAGAGGUUGAACGGACUGCCAUACCUCAACAAGGUGGUGGUGGUGUGGAACUCCCCCAAACCUCCUUCAGAUGACCUGCUGUGGCCUGACAUUGGGCUACCCAUUGUGAUUGUCCGCACAGAGAAGAACAGCCUCAAUAAUCGCUUCCUUCCCUGGGACGUCGUAGAGACUGAGGCCAUCCUCUCGAUAGAUGACGACGCCCAUCUGCGUCAUGAUGAGAUCAUGUUUGGGUUCAGAGUGUGGCGCGAGGCCAGAGAUCGUAUCGUGGGUUUCCCUGGGAGAUAUCAUGCCUGGGACGUCAACCAUCAGUCCUGGCUCUACAACUCCAACUACUCCUGCGAGCUCUCCAUGGUGCUGACAGGAGCAGCGUUCUUCCACAAGUACUACGCCUACCUGUACUCAUACGUGAUGCCCCAGGCCAUCAGGGACAUGGUGGACGAGUACAUCAACUGUGAGGACAUCGCCAUGAACUUUCUUGUCUCGCACAUCACCCGCAAACCGCCUAUCAAGGUGACGUCUCGUUGGACUUUCCGCUGCCCCGGCUGCCCUCAGGCACUGUCGCACGACGACUCGCAUUUCCACGAGCGACACAAGUGCAUCAACUUCUUCGUCAAAGUGUACGGCUACAUGCCGCUGCUCUACACGCAGUUUCGAGUGGACUCGGUGCUGUUCAAGACCCGCUUGCCGCACGACAAGACCAAAUGCUUCAAGUUCAUCUAGCGGGUGGAGGAGUGAUCGCAGGUAUGGCGGAGGAGCCGCGAAGCACGCUUUGAAUACGACCCCGGAAGCGGGGGUGUGGCCCACUGAAGCUGGCGGGCAUCUCCACACCUCCCCUCUGGGCCUCACUGCCAGCCAAAAAAAAGAAGUCCUUCAAGUGGAUUAAGGUCCGUUUUUUAUGUUCUUGUCAUCAUUCUUGGUGGUGGACCACACACCACAACAGAUAUUCUUUUAUGAUUUUUUUUUUUAUGUUCCUCCAACUGAGGAAAGGAUGUACAGAGAAUAUGAGAAAAUCGCCACGCGACUCCCGGCUAGCCUGGGGUCGGCCUGCACACUUUCAUUGCCUCUUUGCUUUUUUGUCUUUUUCAUUUAACAGCAACUAACUGUAUGAAUUGUACAUACUGUAUAUGUGAGAGAAGCACUGAUUGUCAGAAGUAUUUUAUUGAGCAGGUUUAUUUUAGUUUUUACGUUUCAUUGUGGGCAAAACCCUCUUGUUUUUUCCCGUUAUUAGUCUUGGACCAUCGACUGAAAAACAUUUAGCCAGUAAGUCACCAUAAUGCCUCAAUUUUGUCAUGGAAACCAGCCACCAAUUAUUUAGUGUGUACAAUUACUGGUGUGCUGUUUUUUAUGAAGGAGUAUUAGAGCCACACUGAGAAGAAUACAAAAUAAUAAUACUGUUGUACCAAAAUGACAAAAAAACAAGUCAAAUCUCUAUUUUUUGUAAUCCUUCACAAAAAGGUCAGACAAAAACUAAUCGUAAGAAAACACAAGCAAGAAAUAAUAACACCAGUGUACACACAAUAUUGUUGCCAUGACAACAAGAAAAUUACAUUAGACAUAACGCAGUGUUUACCGUACGCCACAAGUGAAGAAUUGGGAAAAAAAAGAAUCAGAUGUAUUUUUUUUACUUUUUAUUUAUAUAUAUAUUAGACUUUGAAAUUUGAGCAACAGGCUUCCGCAGCUUUGAGUUGAUUGAUUUAAACUUUUAUUAGUACAUUGCACAGUACAGUAUAUAUUCCGUACAAUUGACCACUAAAUGGUAACACCCAAAUAAGUUUUUCAACUUUAAGUCGGGGUCCACGUUAAUCAUUUCAUGGUAACUGUUAAUCAAUUCAUAGUAGCUGAGCAUCAGAGUGGCCUAACAGCACAAAGUCAGUCAAUAAUGCUACUACGGUUGUACCAAAAUAACAAAAAAAAAGUCAAAUCUGUUGGUUUUUUUGUAAUCCUUCCCAAAAAGGUCAGACAAAAACUAAUCAUAAGAAAACCCAAGCAAGAAAUAAUAACACCAUUAUACACACGAUAUAGUUGCCAUGACCACAAGAAAAUGACAUUAGACAUAUUGCAGUGUUGAAGAAUUGAAAAAAAAAAGAAUCAGAUGUAUUUUUUUUUACUUUAUAUAUAUAUAUAUAUAUAUAUAUACAUAUAUAUAUAUAUAUAUAUAUAUAUAUAUACGUAUAUUAGACUUUGAAAUUUGAGCAACAUGCUUCCGUAGCUUUGAUUUGAUUGAUUGAAACUUGUAUUUGUAGAUUGCACAGUACAGUACAUAUUCCGUACAAUUGACCACUAAAUGGUAACACCCCAAAAAGUUUUUCGGGGUCCACGUUAAUCAAUUCAUAGUAGCUGAGCAUCAGAGUGGCCUAACAGCACAAAGUCAGCAUCAAUAUUUGUUUCCACAGAAUUUGGCGACUAUAUGCCUGUCACCAAAAAUGCAUUUGCUAUUUUAUGUCAAUUUUGUUUAAAAAACUGUCAUUUGUUAAACAUUAGUGCAUGUUUAAAAUGAUCAGAAUAUUCAUCUUUAUUGGCCUGUCAAUGGGCUCCAGCAUAAGAUAACACAUUUGUUUUUGAGUAUACUCUAAGUUUAUUUUUACCCUUUUCAAAAAAAAAUACAAAAAAAAAAAUACAUGCACCAUAGUCAAUGAUGCUAAUUUCAUGACAUGUUUAUACUGUCUCAGCCACAACUAUAAUUAGGGAAAACACUGUACUGUACAGUAAUAUAGACUGCUACACAACCACUAACCUGGAAAAAUACAGCAACUUGUGAUAUGUUGUGCAGUACCUUAAAAUUCUUAAUUUAUGUCAUAAAUACGUACUAAAAUUGUUUAAAUAGGCAUAUUUUUGACUAAUAGUAUGCACAAACAAUUAUAUAUAUAUAUAUAUAUAUAUAUAUAUAUACACAGUAUAUAUAUUUUUAAAAACAUUGAUGGAUUGAAGAAGCAUAAAUCGGAUUGCAAAAACAGCAACAAUCUGGAAUUCAAUUGUGUUUCUCCACUUCUUCAUGAAGCGCCAGCACUUGCAACUUUCUUUGGCCCCAUUGUAGGUUUUGUUGCGGUUAUACUUCCUGCUUGAAUUCAACUGUUCCUCACCUUUUUCAACUUUUUUGACCCCAUUGUGGUUUUGUUGCCGUUACACUUUAUUCUUGAGUUCAGUUGUGUUUUCACCUUCUUUAUCAACAUUCGUGAUUACAUUUUUAAACAAAAAAAAAAUAUAUAUAUAUAUAAAAUAAGUGACGUGUGGUAAGGUUCAUGACUGGUGAGGCACUAACUUCAUCACAGUCAGAUUUACAAACAUAUGAACCCUAAAUAGUAUCUUAUUCACCAUUUGAUUGGCAGCAGUUAGCGGGUUAUGUUCAAAAGCUCAUACAAGCGUUCUUUACACAUACAACUGUAGCACAUAAAAAAGCACAUUUAAUUAAAAAAAACGUUAUUAUGGUCUUACCUUUACUUAUAAAUGAAGUCCAUGCGCUGCUCCUUCUGAACAAAAGCAUCGAUAACUUCUUUAUAGAAGUCUUCCUUAUCUUUCUUCAGUUUUAAAAGUCUGUCUCAAUGGAGAUCACUGCCGGAGCAAACCUUUUAGCUCCGGGGUUGGUCUUCCUUUAAUUAUUACUUCCUGCUUUGAUUGAAAGUCCAGUUUAGAAAAAUGUUUUAUUUUAACUACGUAAUCCUCCAUGUCCAGGCGAGAGGAAAAAAUAAACGAUCGCUGCCGCUGCACUUGACUUGCUAACUGUAGCUUGUUGUCACUUAUUCUGCAGCCGAGUGAUCGCAAGAAUGAUCCCUGGGAUCACUAGCGCCCUCUACCACCAUGAGGCGGGAGAACAGUUGCCUCACACAGUGCGUCUUGACAGCCGUUUUAUGAUUGCUGAGCACAAGAAAUACGUUACACACAUACAGUUUUUGAAGAAAUACACUGUACAUUAUAUACCUCAGCUAACUAAACAAUGGAAAUUUAUGAUAUAAUUCAUAUAGCAAUAUGGUCUCACUGCACAGCAGCCAGCAGUUAGCCGAGUCAUUGCGCAAUCCAUGGUGAGGCUCAACUGGCUGCUGACUCACCGCAAGUCUCUUCUUAGUAUUUGAACGGCAUAUGUGAAAAUUCAGCGAUUUUUAAUCGAAAUGUAAAACUGGUGAAGUUAAAUGGAAAGUAACUUUAUAAAGUAUAAUCACUGGAUACAUAUAACAAUUUGAUUUUUAUUUUUUUUUUUACAUUUUUUUUCUUUCCAUGAUGGCACCUGCCUCCCCUGACUGCACGUCACUGAUAUAUAUAUAUAUAUAUGUGUGUGUGUGUGUGUGUGUGUGUGUGUGUGUGUGUGUGUGUAUAUAUGUAUGUAUGUAUGUAUGUAUGUAUGUGUGUGUGUGUGUAAAAUAGCACAAAGCUACAAAAAGGGCAAGGACGACUGUACUUUGCUACCACUUUCUUCUUGAAUUCAAUAGUGUUUCUCACCUUUAUCAAAGUGCUGUUACUAGCAAUUCCUUCUUGAAUUUGAUUGUUUUUCUUACGUUCUUUGGCCCCAUCAUGGGGUUUCCUGCGGGUCCACUUUCUUCUUGAAUUCAAUUGUUUCUCACCUUCUUUGUCAAAGUACCGGCAUUCGAAUAUUUCCCAAUAUGAGUUUUUAAAGUAAAAAUAUAUUUAAAAGAAAAAUAUAUGGAACAAAACCGCAAAAAUGGGCGAGGGACGACUGUACUUUGCUAUGACAUACUUAUCAGGUUCAAUAGUGUUUCUUAACUUUUGUGGUACUUGCAGUCGCAACUUUCUUUGGGCCUUAUCGUAGGUUUUGUUGCGUUUCCACUUCUUUCUUAAAUUAAAAUUGUGUCUCUCACUUUCUUUAUUAAAGUACCAUCAGUCACAUUUUUCGUGAUAUGAAUUUAUAGAAUAUAUAUUAAAAAUAAAGCAAAAUGGGCAAGGGACGACUAUACUUUGCUACGACAUUCUUGUCAAAUCAAUAGUCUUCAAUAGCGGUCCUCACCUUCUUUAUCAAAGUGCUGGCACUCACAAUUUUCUUUGGCCCCAUUUUGUUGCGGAUACAAGCAAUUAAAAAAAAUGUUGGUUUGUGCCCACAAAUGGUUAAAAAACUGAAUCAUACAAAAAGUGAGGCGUACAAAAGCAAUAGGUUUGAUUAUAAAUAUUACCAAUAUUCUUGUGAAGGUAGUAACACUAGAAAAAAGAGAUUGUUACUCGAAAAAGUACAGGGCUGACCCAAGAAUAAGAGCCUCUCUUGUUCCAUUCCAUUUUUAUUUAUUUUUUUUAAACGAUAAAAUCAAAGACUUUACUUCUUUAACCAUUUCUACAGGUCACUGUUGUGUGUGAGAAAGGGAGAACAGCUUAAACUAAAUGUAACUACUUUUUUUUUGUCAAUGUGGCCUUAACACUCCUUUGUAAUUAGUAGCAAAAGUGUCAUUGUUACCAGCAGUCACUUACACAAUCACAGCUGCCAAACGCCGCAAGAAGACUUUUCUGCUCGCCUCCAGUCAAAUUGUUUAGAUAAAGGUUAGAAAAUGGAGUAUUGUGGGUUUAGCACACUGUUAUUAUUAGAUGUCUUCACCUACUUGUACAGAACUCUCCCACCACAGACGUGAAAGUCACUUUCCAGUGUCGCCAUAUUGGUUCCACUUUAUUUGUUUUUUUUUUCAACAAUUGCUCUGAAUGUUUAGUUUUGUUUUUUUUGUUUUUUUGUUUUUUUUGCCAAAAGGUACGACGUUUGUUGCUUUACAGAUUAAAUGCAGUUCGGUACGCCCGCAAGCUAGGUGAUCCAUUUCACUUGUCCUGUUUACUAUUUCAAUGUAUAUUUUUUUUUUAAAGAAACCCUUUUAUCUGAGAACAUCCCGUAGUUGCAAAAAUAGAUCAGGAUGCUUUUUAAGAAACAAGACAUGAUCAAGUCAAUUGUUCCUGUAUAUUUAUUGACUUUUUUUAAUUGUUAUAAUUAUUGACUGAAUGACACAUGCAAUACAGUGGCAGGACAAUGUAGUUGACUAUCUCUGACGGCAAAGAGUUCCCACUCUGACACAGAAUGCCAAGGAAAACGAGCUUGUGCCAUCUGAUGGAAGCCCACGGCAGAGUUUUGCUACAAGUCUGUAAAACAAUUUAUUUAACGACUUUGCCCCACAACACCUUCUGAGGCACUGAAAGGUUCAGAUGUUUUGGGUUUUUUUGGAAGAUUUUGUCCUCCAAUUUCUUUUUUUUUUCUCCCCACCCUGGAGGGGGUCUGUGGCACAGCUGGUUUUCCAUGGCUCAGAGCGGGGAAAUUUCCACGGAAUGCAGCAGCGGUUCUGCAAAAUAAUUGUCAAACGUACGCGCUCCCAUCCUCGUGUGUGUGUGCGUGUGCGUGUCUCUCGUUCCCAACCAGCAGAAGAUGAGAAGCGGGUGAAUGGAAAUAAAAAAAACUGACCUUGUCUCAAUCCAAA
This is a messenger RNA of Nerophis ophidion (straightnose pipefish), 9011 nucleotides long. It is a transcript of the gene extl3, whose product is annotated as exostosin-like glycosyltransferase 3. The record is from RefSeq and is a predicted model, not a curated record. The transcript has 6 exons. Gene Ontology annotation, molecular function: glycosyltransferase activity. NCBI's taxonomy places the organism in Eukaryota, Metazoa, Chordata, Actinopteri, Syngnathiformes, Syngnathidae. The coding region runs from base 592 to 3342 and encodes 916 amino acids. Gene Ontology annotation, cellular component: membrane.